Molecule: messenger RNA, 7107 nt
Organism: Bombina bombina (fire-bellied toad)
Lineage: Eukaryota; Metazoa; Chordata; Amphibia; Anura; Bombinatoridae
Gene: COL11A2
Product: collagen type XI alpha 2 chain
Exons: 67
Coding region: 142-5742 (1866 amino acids)
Molecular function (GO): extracellular matrix structural constituent; heparin binding
Source: RefSeq, a predicted model, not a curated record
UAAGUAGUGAGAUUCCAGCAGUUAGCUGUAGCCUGUUCGCUCCUCUCCUGUCCUGUCCUGUCCUGCUCCCUUGUACCUCGAUCCUGUUAAUCCUGCGGCCCUGCUCCACCUAUCCCCUCCCUUCCACCAUAGCUGGGCACCAUGCCCCGGCCUCAGCGGCAGCCCAGGAGAUGCAGGUUCACCGGGGUGCCCCCUCUCUGCAGCCUGGCGUUGCUUCUCCUCUGGCAGACAUUGGGGACCCAAGCAGCAGCUGAUCCCGUUGAUGUAUUAAAGGGUCUGCAGCUCCAUAGGCAGCCUGAAGGCGUGAAGAAGAUUCCAGGUUUUUGUCAAGCCAGACGUUCUAGUACUGGUGGAGAUGUCGCCUACAGAAUAUCAAAGCUGGCUCAGAUUAGUGCUCCCACACGGCAGCUAUUCCCAGGAAAAUUCCCUGAGAACUUCUCUAUUAUGGCACUGGUACGGGCAAAGAGUGGAUUACAGGCCUUCCUCUUGUCCAUCUACAACUCUCAGGGUAUCCAACAGUUGGGCGUAGAGCUAGGACGUUCUCCUGUCUUUCUGUACGAGGAUCAGACUGGAAAGCCAGCCCCUGAGGAUUAUCCAAUAUUCAGCGGGGUCAACUUGGCAGAUGGAAAAUGGCAUCGCAUUGCCUUGAGUGUGCAGAAGACUUCUGUCACCUUGAUUCUGGACUGUAAUAAGAAGAUUACAAAGCCACUUCCCCGUGAUAAAAAACCCAUCGUUGAUACUAAAGGGAUCACAGUAUUUGGAACUCGGAUUUUGGAUGAGGAAUCAUUUGAGGGUGACAUUCAGCAACUUCUCAUCGCUUCUAAUUCUCAAGCUGCCCAUGAUUAUUGUGAAUAUUAUAGCCCUGACUGUGACUAUGGUCUACAAGCACAGGACCCAAAUGCCAGACAAGACUACGCAGAGGAAGAUAUGGAGUAUUACGAAUAUCCAUACUAUUAUGACAAUAAAGAGGAAGGGACGCCUGCGCCACCUACUGUGAGCGCCCCUGAGGGAGGCGUGGCUGAGCAGAAAUCCAAGGCUAAAAGCCCCAAGCAGGCGGCCAAGCCGAAGCCUAAGGUGCCUCCUCCCGCCAAGAGUAACAGCAAGGCGAAAAACGGUGCAGCGGCCAAGGCCCCUGCCAAACGCAACACCCCAGUGAAAAAUUCAGUGGGCAAAACCAAACCCAAGAAAAACGUCGCUGCCACCAAGAGGAGGAAUGGUUAUCAGCAGGACCCUGCUCUUACUUCUGAUCCCAUCAUGACCCCUGAGCCUCCCCUGUCAGAGCAGAACCAAGAUUAUACCACAACCCCCCUAGAAGAGGAGGAGGCUUAUGGGGUCUGGGAGGAAGAGGUCGCUCAAGAAAUUGUACCCACCCCUCAGGAAAAAGAGCCCAGUCCUUCACCAGUUGCCAAGGGCAGUGAAUCUUUCACAGAGGAAUAUGUGACUGGGGAGGAGGACAAUCCAACACCUGGAAUGGACUAUGAAUAUGUAUACAAGGAUUACCAUGAGGGCUCGGAGAGCCCAUACCUGGGCCCUGUUCUGUCAGCUGAGACACCUGAGAGUGGAGGUGCUAUCAGCGGACCCCGGGGACUGAAAGGCGAUAAAGGCGAAUCAGCUGCCAUGGAGUCGGGUAUGUUAGUUGAAGGACCACCUGGACCAGAAGGACCUGCGGGUUUGACAGGUCCCAGAGGAACUCAAGGACCUCCAGGACUAUCUGGUGAUCCUGGAGAGAGGGGUCCUCCAGGCAGACCGGGUCUUGCAGGUGCCAACGGAUUACCAGGACAGCCAGGAAGUUCUGUCAUGCUCCCUUUCCGGUUUGGAAGCAGUGGAGGUUCUAAGGGCCCAGUAAUUGCAGCACAAGAAGCUCAGGCACAGGCUAUUCUUCAGCAGGCUAGGUUGGCUUUGCGUGGAGCCCCUGGACCAAUGGGUUACACCGGGAGAUCUGGACCUCUGGGUUCUCCUGGAAACCCAGGUGUAAAAGGCGAGUCAGGAGAUAUUGGCCCACAGGGGCAAAGAGGGCCACAAGGAUUGUCAGGGCCACCAGGCAAAGCAGGAAGAAGGGGUCGUUCUGGUGCUGAUGGAGCUCGUGGACCUCCUGGUGAAUUUGGUAUGAAGGGAGAUCGAGGUUUCGAUGGACUUCCAGGUCUGCCAGGAGAGAAAGGACACAGGGGGGAUACCGGACCUCUGGGCCCACAAGGCGCAGUGGGAGAAGAUGGAGAGAGGGGAUCAGAUGGAGAGGUCGGGCAACGUGGACUUCCUGGAGAACCAGGAGUCAGAGGUCUUCUUGGUCCCAAGGGCCCUCCUGGAAUUGCUGGCCCCCCUGGUGUAAGAGGCAUGGACGGAGCUGUCGGACCAAAGGGAAAUAUGGGUCCACAAGGAGAGCCCGGCCCCCCAGGUCAGCAGGGAACCCCAGGAACUCAGGGUCUGAUGGGUCCACAAGGUGCCACUGGUCCUCCAGGAGAGAAGGGACCCCUAGGGAAACCUGGCCUUCCUGGCAUCCCCGGAUCAGACGGACCACCUGGUCAUCCAGGAAAAGAGGGUCCAGGAGGGACUAAGGGUAAUCAAGGUCCCCUCGGUGUACAAGGUACCAUUGGUUACCCAGGACCCCGGGGUGGAAAGGGUAUUGAUGGGAUUCGUGGUCUUAAAGGACAUAAAGGAGAGAAGGGUGAAGAUGGAUUCCCGGGAUUCAAAGGUGACUUUGGAGUGAAAGGUGACAAGGGUGAAGGUGGAGUUCCAGGGUCUCGAGGAGAAGAUGGCCCUGAGGGUCCAAAGGGGAGAUCAGGUCCCCCAGGUGACCCAGGUCCCCUCGGAUUGCUUGGGGAGAAGGGCAAACUGGGCGUACCAGGUCUGCCAGGGUAUCCAGGACGCCAGGGAACUAAGGGAUCACUUGGUUUCCCAGGAUUCCCCGGGACUAACGGAGAGAAAGGAGCAAGGGGUCUUUCAGGCAAAUCUGGACCAAGAGGAGAGAGGGGUCCCUCGGGUCCCAGAGGCCAGAGAGGUCCUAGGGGGGCCACAGGAAAGUCUGGUCCCAAGGGUACAUCGGGAGGUGACGGACCUUCUGGACCCUUAGGAGAGAGAGGUCUUCCUGGACCUCAGGGUUCCAACGGCUUCCCAGGACCAAAAGGACCUCCUGGACCUCCCGGAAAAGACGGAAUCCCAGGACAUCCUGGACAGAGAGGCGAAGUGGGAUUCCAAGGGAAAGUGGGAACAACUGGACCUCCUGGUGUUGUUGGGUCUCAGGGAUCCCAAGGUGAGAAUGGCCCCAUGGGAGAGAGAGGACAUCCAGGACCCCCAGGCCCUCCAGGAGAGCAGGGCUUGGCAGGCCCAUCUGGGAAGGAAGGUAGCAAGGGAGAUCCCGGUACUGUAGGUGUUCCUGGAAAAGAUGGACCAGCUGGGCUUAGAGGUUUCCCUGGAGAGAGAGGACUGCCAGGUACCCCUGGUGGUCCAGGUCUGAAAGGUAAUGAAGGUCCAGCAGGUCCUGCUGGCCCCGCGGGAUCUCCUGGAGAGAGGGGUGGACCUGGACAAGGUGGUCCUAUUGGGCCACCGGGAAGACCUGGCCCUCAAGGACCAUCAGGUGCUUCUGGCGAGAAGGGAGUACCAGGAGAGAAGGGUCCCAUUGGUCCUGCAGGUAGAGAUGGAGUGCAGGGUCCAGUAGGGUUACCGGGACCUGCAGGGCCCCCUGGUAUAGCUGGUGAAGAUGGUGACAAGGGUGAGGUUGGAGAACAUGGACAGAAAGGGGGAAAGGGCAACAAAGGAGAACAUGGUCCCCCAGGUCCACCUGGUCCUAUUGGUCCUCUUGGACAACCCGGAACUGCUGGUGCUGACGGAGAGCCUGGCCCUCGGGGGCAACAAGGUAUAUUUGGAGCAAAAGGAGAUGAAGGUACUCGCGGAUUCCCAGGAGCUCCUGGGCCCAUUGGACUGCAGGGAUUACCGGGGCCAUCUGGAGAAAAAGGAGAAACAGGAGACGUUGGGCCUUUGGGACCUCCAGGACCCCCUGGACCUCGUGGCCCUGCUGGAGCUUCGGGUGCGGACGGGCCACAAGGAGGACCUGGUGGAAUAGGAAACUUGGGACCUCCAGGAGAAAAGGGUGAACCUGGUGAGACAGGAGUUCCCGGUAUUCAGGGUGAACCUGGACCUAAGGGGCCACGUGGGGACAGAGGUGAGAAGGGAGAGUCAGGACAGUCAGGAGAUGCUGGACCCGCAGGUGGGAAAGGCCCAGUUGGUGAUGAUGGACCCAAAGGAAACCCAGGCCCCGUUGGAUUCCCAGGAGACCCUGGCCCCCCAGGAGAGAUGGGACCUAGAGGACAAGAUGGCGCUAAGGGAGAGAGAGGAGAAGAUGGAGAGCAAGGAGAGGCAGGGUCCCCUGGUCCUACUGGAGAGAACGGUCCACCUGGACCAUUAGGUAAAAGGGGUCCUGCCGGACCUGCUGGUCCAGAAGGUCGUCAAGGAGAGAAGGGAUCCAAGGGUGAACAAGGUGCUCUAGGUGCUGCUGGUAAGACUGGUGCUGUUGGACCUCAAGGAACUCAAGGCAAACAGGGUACUGACGGAUUGAGAGGGCUCCCAGGAGCUGUGGGUGAACAAGGUCGUCCUGGAGCUACAGGACAGGCUGGACCCCCUGGACCUAUGGGACCACCCGGACUGCCAGGUUUGAAGGGAGAUACUGGAUCUAAAGGAGAAAAGGGUCAUCCUGGUCUUCUUGGACUUAUUGGACCAACUGGAGAACAAGGAGAAAAGGGAGACAGGGGUAUGCCAGGACCACAUGGCUCAGUGGGACAGAAAGGAGAGACGGGUAUUCCUGGUGUCACAGGUCCUAUUGGCCCAGGUGGAACUGCUGGUCCUCCUGGUUCACCAGGUCCUAAAGGAGCUAAAGGAGCGUCAGGACAAGCUGGACCAAAGGGUCAAAAGGGUGUUCCAGGUGCUGCUGGACCUCCAGGUCCACCUGGUGAGGUUAUCCAGCCUCUACCCUUCCAGAUGCCCAAGAAAAACAAGCGUUCAAUUGAUGCCAGCCAGAUUAUGUCAGAUGAACCUGCUGGGGAUUACACCGAUGGCAUGGAGGAAAUAUAUGGGUCACUUAAUGCUUUGAAGAAGGAUAUAGAGUUAAUGCGAACACCAAUGGGAACUAAGGAACACCCUGCCAGGACAUGCCAAGAUCUUCAUCUAUGUCAUCCCGAGCUUCCUGAUGGUGAAUACUGGAUCGAUCCCAACCAGGGUUGCACGCGAGACUCCUUCAAGGUCUUCUGUAACUUCACAGCAGGCGGCGAAUCAUGUAUCUUCCCCAGCAAAUCUAUUGAGAAGGUUAAGAUGUCAUCAUGGAGCUCAGAGAAGAAAGCAAGCUGGUACAGCAAAUUCAGAGCUGGUAACAAGUUCUCUUACAUUGAUUCGGACAGUAACCCUAUCGGCGUGGUACAACUGACCUUCCUACGUCUGCUGAGUGUGUCCGCCCAUCAGAACUUCACAUAUCACUGCCACCGUUCCUCAGCCUGGCACCACGCCCAGUCUGACAGCUACCAAAAGGCCCUUCACUUUAUGGGUUCUAACGAUGAGGACCUUUCCUUCGAGACUAGCCCCUACAUCAAGGCUCUAAGAGAUGGCUGUGCGACGAGAAAGGGAACAGACAGGACAGUAUUAGAAGUGCAUACCCCUCUAGUGGAACAGCUGCCUUUGACAGACGCUAUGUUCAUGGACUUUGGAGAACCCAACCAGAAAUUUGGCUUCGAGGUGGGACCUGUAUGUUUUCUGGGCUGAGGCGUAUCCAAAAUAAAAACAUAACCCCAUCCAAUGCUAUCCCUUCUGAGAAUAAAAAGGAGAAGCCCCCCUUCCCUGUACCCCCGUACACCAGUAUUCAAGAAGAUCAGCUGAUGAGGAGCAGAAUUGUGCGCCCAACCGACGAGGCGGAACAAGAGACCAAAAGAGCCCCCGGUCGAAAUGUGACAAUGACCAAUAAAACUGGGUGGAUCCUCAGAUGACCAAAGAAAGAUUUUAUCAUAGACUCUUAGCUAGAAUUAUUUGAGGCUUUAUUUUUAUUUUUUAUUUUUAAACUCAGCGUUCACACACAGGAGAAAAAAAAAUGAUGUCCACAUUCUCAUGCCAUUAAUAAUAUACAUAUUUAAGGACGAUAUAAGCCACUUUUUUUUCUAACCCCACAGAGAGACCUAUUUUCUACCCUUGUGCUGUCUCCCAUUCUUUUCUCUCUGCCGUAUUUAAAAAGAACGCAAAACAAAUGCCUGAAUUCAGGACUCUAUAUUUUCCUCUGUGGAUAAAUUAAAGUUUUAAAUAUUAUUUAAAAAAAUAAUAAAAUUUGUGACGAAGCCCCCUUUUCCCUUGCACACAAAACAUGGGAUACAAAAAAAAUCCCUUAAACCAAUGGGGAAAAAAGUCUGUGAACAAAUUUUCACUAUGGUGCUCAGAGAUAAAGCUUUAUUAUUCAACCAAUGAGAUGAUAAACCUCGCAGGUGCUCAGAGUAUUACUGUGUAAUGUUUGUAAGUAUUUUUUGUAUUGUAAUAUAUAAUCUAUAAUUUUGCUGCUUUUUUAUUUUUGUUCCUGGUUUUUGUUCUUAGUUUUUGCGCUUGUUUACGCAUCACUUCCUGUCUUGACUGCCUACUUCCUGUCUGUCUCUUUCAGCUCUUCCUAUUCUGUUGAUCAGCUCCCGCCGGUUCUUUACCCUAACCUUGCUCUAUAAUUUUCUGCUCUUUUUAUUUAAAUAAAUGACAUGCAAAAGGUAAAAAUCAACAGAGGAAUAAGAUGGAAGAAUGGGUGUAUUCUUUAAAGGUUUUGUUAACGUACAUCUGAAAACGAAGGGUUUCUCCAAUGCCAACAGAAUGACGCUCCAAUUAUCUGUGAGAUCAUUUGGCUUAUAUUGCCACGAACCCAUGAGAACCUAUAUGAAAGAAGAGAAAAUAUCUUACUUCAAUGUCCUUAGAAAUAAUGAAUUCUGUAAUAAAGUUAACAAGGGAGGUAAUUGCAAAGACCCAUUUUUCAGCUCUUAGGAACAUAAAUGGAACUGAUGGUAAAAAUGAAAGCAACCAGAUAUGUAACAUCUUUAAUAUAUGUUAAAAAUAUUAUUGAAUAAAUAUGGCACUUGACUGUGAUGGGAAAAAGAAAAGAUCAAA